Messenger RNA from Eurypyga helias (sunbittern), 2996 nucleotides. It is a transcript of the gene QRICH1, whose product is annotated as glutamine-rich 1. The record is from RefSeq and is a predicted model, not a curated record. Lineage: Eukaryota; Metazoa; Chordata; Aves; Eurypygiformes; Eurypygidae.
GAACCCUAAGGACCUUGCAAUAUGAAUAAUUCUCUGGAGAACACCAUUUCCUUUGAAGAAUACAUCCGUGUGAAGGCGCGAACGAUCCCCCAGCACAGGAUGAAGGAGUUCCUGGACUCCCUUGCUUCCAAGGGGCCGGAAGCUCUGCAGGAGUUCCAGCAGACGGCCACCACCACCAUGGUCUAUCAGCAGGGUGGCAACUGCAUUUACACAGACAGCACGGAGGUGGCUGGGUCUCUGCUCGAGCUCGCUUGUCCCGUGACAACCAGCGUCCAGCAGCAGACUCCGCCAGAGCAGCAGAUCCAGGUUCAGCAACCCCAGCAAGUCCAGGUGCAGGUGCAGGUCCAGCAGUCGCCGCAGCAGGUCUCCGCUCAGCAGCUCUCCCCGCAGCUCGCUGUGCACCAGGCUUCGGAGCAGCCGAUACAGGUCCAAGUGCAGAUCCAGGGCCAGGGGCAGCAGCCGGCGGGGCCAGCCCUCCAGAGCCCCAGCCCGUCUCAGCUGCAGGCGGCGCAGAUCCAGGUGCAGCACGUGCAGACUGCCCAGCAGAUCCAGGCAGCCGAGAUACAGGAGGAGCACAUACAGCACCAGCAGAUCCAGGCCCAGCUGGUGGCAGGCCAGGCCAUCACCGGUGGCCAGCAGAUCCAGAUCCAGACCGUUGGGGCGCUGUCACCCCCCCCUUCUCAGCAGGGCUCCCCUCGAGAGGGCGAGCGGCGGAUCAGCACUGCUAGCGUCCUUCAGCCGGUGAAGAAGCGUAAAGUGGAUAUGCCUAUUACUGUGUCGUACGCUAUUUCGGGGCAGCCGGUUGCCACAGUGCUGGCCAUUCCACAGGGCCAGCAGCAGAGUUACGUCUCGCUGAGGCCAGACUUGUUAACGGUGGACAGUGCCCACCUGUACAGUGCCACUGGGACCAUUACUAGCCCCACCGGGGAGACGUGGACCAUCCCCGUUUACUCCGCUCAGCCGCGCGGUGACCUUCAGCAGCAAAACAUAACCCACAUCGCCAUCCCGCAGGAGGCCUACAACGCCGUCCACGUCAGCGGCUCGCCGACAACGCUGGCUACCGUGAAGCUGGAAGACGACAAGGAUAAGAUGGUGGGGAGUACUUCGGUCGUGAAGAACUCCCACGAGGAAGUGGUGCAGACUCUUGCUAAUUCGCUCUUUCCGGCGCAGUUUAUGAAUGGCAACAUCCACAUUCCGGUGGCAGUGCAGGCUGUGGCGGGGACGUACCAGGAGCAGGGCCAGCAGCAGCAGCAGCUACAGGUCACAUGCUCGGCUCAAACUGUUCAGGUUGCUGAAGUUGAACCGCAGCCGCAGACUUCACCUGAACUUCUACUUCCAAACUCUCUGAAGCCAGAAGAAGGGCUGGAAGUGUGGAAAAGCUGGGCGCAGACCAAGAACGCAGAGCUGGAAAAAGAAGCCCAAAAUAGGCUAGCACCUAUCGGAAGGCGUCAGCUGCUGAGGUUCCAGGAAGAUCUCAUCUCUUCAGCUGUGGCCGAGCUGAAUUAUGGUCUGUGCUUAAUGACACGGGAAGCUCGAAACGGCGAUGGGGAGCCCUACGAUCCGGAUGUGCUCUACUACAUCUUCCUGUGUAUUCAGAAGUAUCUCUUCGAAAAUGGCCGCGUGGAUGACAUCUUCUCCGAUCUCUACUACAUCCGGUUCACUGAGUGGCUGCACGAAGUUCUCAAGGACGUACAGCCCCGCAUUUCCCCUCUUGGUUAUGUCCUCUCCAGUCAUGUCACGGAAGAGAUGCUGUGGGAGUGCAAGCAGCUGGGAGCUCACUCCCCUUCCACCCUGCUCACUACCCUGAUGUUUUUCAAUACAAAGUACUUUCUCUUGAAAACGGUAGACCAGCACAUGAAGCUGGCCUUCUCCAAGGUGUUGAGGCAGACCAAGAAGAACCCUUCCAACCCCAAGGAUAAAAGCACGAGUAUCCGCUACCUGACGGCUCCUGGUGUACACCAGACAGGACAGAAAGUUACAGACGACAUGUACGCAGAGCAGACCGAGAACCCCGAGAACCCCCUGCGGUGCCCGAUAAAGCUGUACGACUUCUACCUCUUCAAAUGCCCCCAGAGUGUGAAAGGCCGGAAUGACACGUUUUACUUGACACCGGAGCCCGUGGUGGCCCCCAACAGCCCUAUCUGGUAUUCCAUCCAGCCGAUCAGCCGAGAGCAGAUGGAGCAGAUGCUCACCCGGAUCCUGGUGAUACGAGAGAUUCAGGAAGCUAUUGCCGUGGCUAAUGCCAGCACCAUGCACUAAGGCAUCCGUCUUGGCUCGGAAGGGGUGGGGUGACGGGGAGGGACAAGCAAAGAUCAAUUGUACAGACUUUUACACUAAAGGAGAUGCCUAAGUUUUUGGUUUUUUUAUUGGUGUAGUUAUGAAGCCCUUUUAGGCUUCUUCUCUUUAAAAGAAUCUAAAGGAAAACCUACCCAUUGUGUAUCCUACCCAACGCACCGCGCUGUUGGAACCGUUGGAGGCUGCGUGUCCCUGCGAGCUGUGGAAAGCUGCUGGUUGACUCUGGGUGUCGUUUUGGUUUGGGUUUUUUUUUUUUUUUAAAUGAUGUAGAAAACGUGAACUACAGGAUUGGCCGGGGCCUCUGUCUCCUCGGAGCACGUGCAGCCUCGAGGGCACAGAAUGAUGGAUGGACCUGCUCAGCCAGAGGAGAGGCAGGCAUCUUUUCUUGUGCUUGGACGUUAAUUUGCUGUUAUCUGGGAAGGAAGAGGAGAGAGUGAACUGCAAUUGUGAUUUAUACAAAACCCCACAAACCAACGAUUUCUAUUCAGACCUUUAAGUGACAUUUUUAGACGUUAAAAGUACAAACUUUACCACGCUCUUCUUUUUUUGGCCUAAGACUGAGGCCUUAAACCUUGAGGCUCCUGUGCCUGAUGGAAUUCUUGUAACAUACACUUGUGUAUCAUAUAAAGAUACCGCCCUGUUUCUCUUAUGUAUUCCUACUCUAGUUGUUUAUUAAGAAUGACGAGCACGUCUUUUCAACA